AUUAUCCAAAGCUAUCGUGCUACUUAAAGUAUUCUUGAAGUUAAGCCAUACCGUAUAUACACUUCAUUAUAUUCUUACAAAAUCACAAGAAAGAAAUGGGAACAUAAUGUUUAAAAAUAUACCAUGUAGUCUAUUUAUGGAUAUCCAUUUUAAAAUAAGAUCCUUUAUAAAAUGCUGCACUUUGAAUGAAAAGCAAAGAUCCAAGACUUUUAUGUAAAAAUGUAAGCAAUAUUCUCUAAAAAGUCAAAUCUUUCUUUGUCAAAAAUGGGAGAGGAAAAAGUGCACUUCCUUAAAAAAUGUAAACAGAAUGGUGUCUCCAACUGAGAACUGAAGGUCCAAGAAAGGCAAAAAGAAAAGUGCAGAUCAAUAAAUAUCAACAAAAGAGGAGUCAUCUCUGUUAUAAACUAAAUGUAAGCAUGAGUCUGUACUUGGAUCAAGAUAUACUAAGUAUUAGUACCUUGUGGCAGGAAGUACAUAAAGUGCAAGUGUAAGCUUUAGUGUUAAAGUAUACAAUAAGUGAAUGUCUUAGUCUUUAUGUUCUUUUUCUUUAUGUUUUUAUGUUUAUGUUUUUAUGUCUUAGUAUUUAUGUUCUUUGUUGCUGUGAAAGCUGGAGCCGAUUGAAGGAAGUAAAAUUUGUUUACAUGUCACAUUUAGUCUCAAACAGGUUUACAAAGUUGCAUGUAGUGUUUUAAUUUCCUAAUGGACUAAUAAGAUAAGGAUGGCAAAAACAUAUUAUGUAAAUGCAACUCAAAUACUGAAAAGGUUUAACAGCAUCACGAUCUUUGACUGGUCCAAAGAUCCUUCUGCUCUGACCAAGAGACAAAAACAAACACAGCUAUCUUCUUCUUUUGGUUUGUCCAAACAUAAACCGACCUCUGCCUUGUUUUUCUCUUCCUCUUUAGUGUGUCAGAGGUUCAAACAGCAGAAACAAGAUGGCCGCCGCUAUGCAAGUGGCACCAACAUGUACAGGAUGCAACGGUGCUCGACUGGAUCACAUCUCUCUCUGUGUUCAGGUGAUGAUUGGGUCUCCAAAUGCCCGUCUGGCUGCAGACUGCAGGGUUUGAUGUCAGAAAUGGAAAGUGACGUGGAAAAAAAACUGCAGAUGUUCUGUCAAAAGUCAAGUGUUUAUGAAAUCGCAAUGGAGAAGUCCAUGGCAGAGAUGACGCACAUCUACAACUCUAACCGCAGAGCCAUGGUCAACAGAUACAUUUCAGAACUGAAGUUUGUGGAAAGUGCCGACAAACUGGGCAAGAACCUCAGAGAACUACGACAGCGAUCACGAUUUCUGGCACAGAAGAUAAAGGAGUUGAGCAACCAUGUGAGGAAACAGGUGGAGGAGCUGUAUCGAACAGAGGUGGACGUAGACAUGAAGCUAAGGACCUGCCAGGGAACCUGCCGCGUGGCGCUGAUGCUCAGCGUCGAUCACCAUGGCUACCAGACUCUUCAAACGGACCUACGCCUCAUGGACAAAACCAUGAAACAGAAAACCAAACCCGCCAAGCCUCCACAGAACAUUCCCCGAGUUACGCUGCAGCCGGCGAACGUCGGCCCGCCGCCGCCAGCAGAAUACAAAACGAUCCCGACGGUCCAGAAAGAGCUGCUGACGCAGUUUGAAGACAUUGAACAGAACCGUAUUGUUCUGGUGGACCAGUCAGACCAGGCGAACACACUCAGAGCUGCAGGUUCUAAUCUGGAACCAACAGCUGAGGGAGAAUCACUGUAAUAAUACUUAAUAAAGUCAGACAGACUUCACUUAUUUAUGUUUUCCUGACAGAAAGACUCCUCCGACCUUUAAGUCUUUUCAUUUUUUAAUGUUUUAUUUAUUAGUUUUCCUCCUGGCCUGAUUGAAAAUGAGCAAAGAUACAAACCAAAAUACAUUUAUUGAAAUGAACUGAUCACUUAUUCUUUUAGUUUAAAAUUACUGAUUGUGUCAUUUUGGAACUAAGAAAGGAUAUUAAUAAGCCUUGAAAAAACUUGUUUUUGAGGAUAAAUAUUUAAAUAAUGUCCUUGAUUUAAAUAUCAAUAUAACUUUGUUAUUUAUUGUAACAUUGUUUUAUUACAGUCAUGUGGUCUGUCUUAUAUAAUCAACUUAUUUCACCUACAGAAAAAGGCAUUUCUGUCUUUGUAAAUAAUUUAUAACUCUUUUCAAACAUCUCUGGUGUUUCAUUUAAAGAUAAAUACAUUUAUUUUAUUGACUUUGUUAUUUCUGCAGCUGCUAAUAAUAAAAUUUGUCCCAAAGCAAUAGAUUAAGUUCGAUAUUGCUUCUGGUUGAACUGCGGUGGUGAUAUAGCGAUGAGGUGGACUUGAACAUAUCAUGACAUGAAGUUGAACUGGUGAACUGUUUGUGUUGAACAUUAGCUGAGCUGAAGAUCACCAGAGCUGACCAAUCAGAGCAAAGAAAGCGUUUCGAAAUCUAAAUAACUGUAAAACUGUAAAUAGACAAAAGAGAAAAAUUAAUUUUACCUGUUAAAAUUAACACUGUAAAAAGUUUAUAUCAAUAGGGUUAAAGUUGAGUUUUUCUCUGUUUUGUAUUUAAAUAGUUAUUUACAUGAUUGAUUGAUGUUUAGUUGCUUUUCUUUUAGUAAACGGACAUUUUGAGAAAAUGGAUAGAACAUAUUUUUUCUUCUACUUUUUUUAAUCAAAAUUUGUGUUCAUAUUAAGAUGUGGCAUUUUCACUUUACCUGUAAAUUAAUGGGAUUAAUAAAGAAACACGACC
Xiphophorus maculatus (southern platyfish) is the source of this 2716-nucleotide messenger RNA. RefSeq names its product fibrinogen alpha chain-like. Bases 719 to 1723 code for a protein of 334 amino acids. Gene Ontology annotation, cellular component: fibrinogen complex. Gene Ontology annotation, molecular function: signaling receptor binding. The record is from RefSeq and is a predicted model, not a curated record. Gene Ontology annotation, biological process: protein polymerization; blood coagulation; platelet activation. The transcript has 4 exons. Lineage: Eukaryota; Metazoa; Chordata; Actinopteri; Cyprinodontiformes; Poeciliidae.